CUGAGAAGAAGCAUAAGGGCUUCCAGGAACUGGACCGCUUUAUGCACUACUACACCCGCUUCAAGAACCAUGAACACAGCUACCAGCUGGAGCAGCGCCUGUUGAAGACCGCCAAAGACAAGAUGGAACAGCUGAGCAGAGCCUUGAGUGGAAGAGACGGAGGCCCACCUGACACUACGUUCAUUGAAGAUGCGGUACUGGAGCUGUUGAAGACACGCCGUAUACUCAAGUGCUCUUACCCCUACGGCUUCUUCCUGGAGAUCAAAUCCACCAAGAAAGAGAUUUUUGAACUUAUGCAGACUGACUUGGAGAUGGUGACAGAGGACCUAGCUCAGAAAGUCAACCGUCCUUACCUCCGAACUCCCCGUCAUAAGAUCAUCCGAGCGGCCUGUUUGGUGCAGCAGAAGAGACAGGAGUUCCUGGCCUCCGUCGCCCGGGGGGUGGCCCCCAGCGACUCCCCAGAGGCCCCUAGACGCAGUUUUGGAGGUGGAACGUGGGACUGGGAGUAUUUGGGCUUUGCAUCUCCUGAGGAGUAUGCAGAGUUCCAGUACCGGAGGAGACACAGGGAUCGUCAGCAGCGGAGACAGAGAGGGGACAUUCCUCAUCUUGACGAGCAUAGCGACAUCACUUCAGACACACAGGAAAUGGGAGGUGGGCGAAGACAUGGUCCCCCCAUGGGCUCAUUGGAUGAGGACGAUCCCAACAUCCUAUUGGCUAUCCAGCUGUCACUCCAAGAGUCUGGGUUGUUGGCGAUGGCCGGGGACACUCCAGAGUUCUUGUCCAAUGAGGCGUCCCUGGGGGCCAUCGGCACCUCCCUCCCGUCCAGACUGGACGCGGAGUCCCAGGGAGUGGAGGUGGGGCCCCGGGGAGCCAUCAGCAGCUCAGAGCUCCUAGAGCUGGAGGAUCGUGUCAUGAGACUAGGCAACAUGGGGACCAUCAGCAGCCAGCACCUCUAUGAAGGGGUUCCAGGGGUCUAUGCAUUACACCACCACCCAUCCCAGCAGCACUACAGCAACCACCAUCUCAACCCAUUCAGGGAGCCUUCUUCACGUGAGGCUCUGUUCUCGUCCUCCAGUGGUACUACGGACUCCACUACCACCACCUCAACAGGACUCCAGGACCCCUCACACCCAAACACUAACCUGCUGGGCAACAUCAUGGCCUGGUUCCAUGAUAUGAAUCCUCAGAGCAUCACCCUCAUCCCCUCCACCAUCACCACCUCCUCAGACACAGACUUAGACUUCGACACGGCAGCACAGACCACGGCCAACACAGCCUCCGAGGUGAAGGAGGACCAGGUCCGAGCUGACCUCCACCAGCCCCGUGCCAAGCCCCAGAAAGGUGAGGGCGAGCUGGGGGAAGAUGGGGACUGUUUCCCCUUCCUUUCUCAGGGCCUGGAGGAGAAGGAAAGACCCACCCAUCUAGACCUGACGGUGGGGUCAGAGGUCAUGGCCUCGUCCUACAUGGUGACUACCGGGACAGGGGACCGGGCCGGGGAGAGGCUCGCUGGGGGUAACGUCGUUCACGUAGACACGCCCAUGUGUGACUCUGUGACCUCUGACCUUUUGCCUAGCACCAGCUCUUCAGAAUGGGAGGAGCAGAUACACCUGGUCUGAUUGGUGGAAGAAAAUCUUAAGUGGGACGGAGGAGAUACACCUGGUCUGAUUUAUGAUUGGAGGAAAAUUCCUGAGUUGGUGGAUCAAAUCCACCUGUUAUGACUCUGAUUGGAGGAAACAUAUGAGAUGGGAGGAGCAAACUCUCCUGGAAGACAGAAGCCUUCAGAGGGGUCAAACCACUGACAUGCAGAGAGAGCGAGAGAGAGAGGACCGAUCCUGACUGAGAGGGGACAUUACCCAGCAGCCAGUGAUGGUGUUGGGGGAAUUUAAUCCUGACUUGAUUGUAGUGCUAGGAGGAGAUAUAUUAUGAUGGAGUGUAUUUUCUCUUUCCAGUGUUUACAAGGACAUAUCUAACACUUGAUAGCUGGUCUAUACUGGCACGAGAUGCCCUCCCGGGUGAACGACGGACGGAGGACUGGACGGAUUCCUAAGAAGCGGGAUGGAAGGUGUUUGACUGGGUGUUUAUUGGUAUUAUAUUACCCACAAUGGAUAUUUUUCUUGAUAAAAUGAUGAACAAGUUGCUUCUCUCAGAUGAUCUGUUUUAGAUUACAACAUGAGGUGAUUAUAGUGCAUUAUUAUAGUGAAUACAUUUUGCAGGAGUUUUUUGAUCUAGUAUUUUGUUUUGAUAUCGAUGAUAAUAUUCUUAAAUGUUUUCUGCUGAAGUGUACUGUAUUGUGUUUGGGCUUGGUUCUGAGGGAGGCUGUACAGGAGAGUUCUGAGGGAGGCUGUAAUCCACUGUACAGGAGAGUUCUGAGGGAGGCUGUAAUCAGCUGUACAGGAGAGUUCUGAGGGAGGCUGUAAUCAGCUGUACAGGAGAGUUCUGAGGGAGGCUGUAAUCCACUGUACAGGAGAGUUCUGAGGGAGGCUGUAAUCAGCUGUACAGGAGAGUUCUGAGGGAGGCUGUAAUCAGCUGUACUAGGAGAGUUCUGAGGGAGGCUGUAAUCAGCUGUACUAGGAGAGUUCUGAGGGAGGCUGUAAUCAGCUGUACAGGAGAGUUCUGAGGGAGGCUGUAGUCCACUGUACAGGAGAGUUCUGAGGGAGGCUGUAAUCAUCUGUACAGGAGAGUUCUGAGGGAGGCUGUAAUCAACUGUACAGGAGAGUUCUGAGGGAGGCUGUAAUCAUCUGUACAGGAGAGUUCUGAGGGAGGCUGUAAUCAACUGUACUAGGAGAGUUCUGAGGGAGGCUGUAGUCCACUGUACAGGAGAGUUCUGAGGGAGGCUGUAAUCAUCUGUACAGGAGAGUUCUGAGGGAGGCUGUAAUCCACUGUACAGGAGAGUUCUGAGGGAGGCUGUAAUCCACUGUACAGGAACGUUCUGAGGGAGGUUAUAAUCAACUGUACAGGAGAGCAGUGCUGUGCUGCCUGCUUCUAGUAGUGUUAUUAUCCCAAUAUAACAGUGUACAGUCUGACUGAGCAGAAAAACCUGCUCUCAGUCCCGUCCAGAUCUGCCUAAUGUGUCGGUAAGUUUGUCAAACACUGGCUAACAAAAGCACAGUUUGUAAUCACCAAGUGGACUCCAAAAACGAAUUGUGCCUGCAUUAGAUCUAUUCCAUGUUGUUGUACUGAACCCAUUAGAAGACUGUCUUCAUGAAGAUGGACAAGGCCAGAACUCAUUAGAAGACUGUCUUCAUGAAGAUGGACAAGGCUAGAACCUAUUAGAAGACUGUCUUCAUGAAGAUGGACAAGGCUAGAACCCAUUAGAAGACUGUCUUCAUGAAGAUGGACAAGGCUAGAACCCAUUAGAAGACUGUCUUCAUGAAGAUGGACAAGGCUAGAACCCAUUAGAAGACUGUCUUCAUGAAGAUGGACAAGGCCAGAACCCAUUAGAAGACUGUCUUCAUGAAGAUGGACAAGGCUAGAACCCAUUAGAAGACUGUCUUCAUGAAGAUGGACAAGGCUAGAACCCAUUAGAAGACUGUCUUCAUGAAGAUGGACAAGGCUAGAACCCAUUAGAAGACUGUCUUCAUGAAGAUGGACAAGGCUAGAACCCAUUAGAAGACUGUCUUCAAGAAGAUGGACAAGGCCAGAACCCAUUAGAAGACUGUCUUCAAGAAGAUGGACAAGGCUAGAACCCAUUAGAACACUGUCUUCAUGAAGAUGGACAAGGCUAGAACCCAUUAGAAGACUGUCUUCAUGAAGAUGGACAAGGCUAGAACCCAUUAGAAGACUGUCUUCAUGAAGAUGGACAAGGCUAGAACCCAUUAGAAGACUGACUUCAUGAAGAUGGACAAGGCUAGAACCCAUUAGAAGACUGACUUCAUGAAGAUGGACAAGGCUAGAACCCAUUAGAAGACUGUCUUCAUGAAGAUGGACAAGGCUAGAACCCAUUAGAAGACUGUCUUCAUGAAGAUGGACAAGGCUAGAACCCAUUAGAAGACUGUCUUCAUGAAGAUGGACAAGGCUAGAACCCAUUCGAAGACUGUCUUCAUGAAGAUGGACAAGGCUAGAACCCAUUAUAAGACUGUCUUCAUGAAGAUGGACAAGGCCAGAACCCAUUAGAAGACUGUCUUCAUGAAGAUGGACAAGGCUAGAACCCAUUAGAACACUGUCUUCAUGAAGAUGGACAAGGCUAGUAGCCCUGAAGGGACAAUAGAGAGGAACAAUCUGCUGUUGCUGUUCACUCCAAUAGGAAAAUAACAGUAGUUAAGAGGAGAAUUGUAAUCAGAUACGUUGUUAAUGUUUAUACCUAAUAAUGAUGUCACUGGUUCAUUCUGAACUAUUUUAGGGCUGCUUUCGGAGAUUCUGCUCUAAUCUCAAUGGAGAUUCUGCUUUAAUCUCAAUGGAGAUUCUCCAUUCACCUGCUUCCUAGUCCAGAACUAGGUUUAGGCCUAAUGUCCAGGACUAGGUUUAGGCCUAAUGUCCAGAACUAGGUUUAGGCCUAAUGUCCAGAACUAGGUUUAGGCCUAAUGUCCAGAACUAGGUUUAGGCCUAAUGUCCAGAACUAGGUUUAGGCCUAAUGAGGAAACCCGGCCCAUUAUAAAGCUAUAUAUUAACCUAUUAUGAAAGUUUAAGCCUUGACGGGACUCAGCAACUACAGUAGAGGGGUUCAGAGGGUCGUAAUAUUGGUUCUCUACGCAAUUCAUUACAGUGCCUUUAUGUCAAUCUUUUAAAAUGUAUUGCCACAUUUUCCUGAGGUCUUACAGUAAGUAAUGGUGUGUAGCUACACUAUAUAUACAAAAGUAUGUGGACACCCCUUCAAAUUAGUCGAUUCGGCUAUUUCAGCCACAUCUGUUGCUGACAGGUGUAUAAAAUCGAGCA
Salvelinus namaycush (lake trout) is the source of this 4872-nucleotide messenger RNA. Its product is annotated as ankyrin repeat and IBR domain-containing protein 1-like. Lineage: Eukaryota; Metazoa; Chordata; Actinopteri; Salmoniformes; Salmonidae. The transcript has 8 exons. The record is from RefSeq and is a predicted model, not a curated record. The coding region runs from base 42 to 1616 and encodes 524 amino acids.